Messenger RNA from Malaya genurostris, 2445 nucleotides. Its product is annotated as myeloid differentiation primary response protein MyD88-like. NCBI's taxonomy places the organism in Eukaryota, Metazoa, Arthropoda, Insecta, Diptera, Culicidae. Gene Ontology annotation, molecular function: Toll-like receptor binding; TIR domain binding. The record is from RefSeq and is a predicted model, not a curated record. Gene Ontology annotation, biological process: defense response to Gram-positive bacterium; Toll signaling pathway; MyD88-dependent toll-like receptor signaling pathway. Gene Ontology annotation, cellular component: plasma membrane. The transcript has 4 exons. Bases 622 to 1944 code for a protein of 440 amino acids.
UAAAUUUCACAAAAGUAUUCUAUAGAAUCUACGAAAAAAGUGACGUAGAUAUUACGUGAUACAAAUGUGGACUAAGAGUUCAUGAGUUCAUUCUGUGCUAUCUAUACUUCACAUAAGUAUUACAAGAAAAGUUCUAUGGAUAAAAAUCACAUACGUUUUCAUGUAGCAUUGAAGUGAGGAUUUUUCUGAGUGCAGGCUGCUCUCUCAGCUGACAGGGUCGGCCCAGGGAUGCCAGGUUCACAGAUUAGUCUGUGUUUCACGAAUGUUCAACUUUCUGCACAGGUUUUUAAAAUGGCCCAGAUUUUCACAGAUUUCUGAAAAUAAUCACAGAAAUCGAUCACAGUUGAGCACCAAAAAGUACAGAGCGAUUUGAAAUAGUGAGACCUUUUUAUUUAUUUUUUGUUUUUGAAAAUAAUUCUGCUCAGCAAUUACGGCGCGGCAAACGUGCACAGAUUUUCACAGACAUGUUUUUAUCUUGAUCACAGAUUUUAGAAAAAAUACCUGGCAUCCCUGGGUCUGUCUCGUCUUAGUUUAUUACCGAUAAGAUAAUUACUAUUAAAUGCCACACUUGAUUUGUGACAGCGUAGCUAGUUAAGUAAAGUUUCAAGAUUCUAAAAACCAAUGGAAAUGAUGAACUCAUCGAUUGUGCAACCGGUGGUAGUGUCUAUUGUAGAACGUAUUGAUUUAAGGACUAUUCCUUUGCAUGCCCUAGGGCAUCGCACUUUUCAGUUAUUAUCGGCACUGCUAAACAAAAAAAAGAUAUUUAAAUCGGAGGAAGGCUACUGUCGUGAUUGGCGAGGCUUGUUUCAAGUUCUUCGCUUAGAAAAUCAGUACGUGUCCGAACUAGAGAACAAUGCUAAUCCUACAAGGCGAGUUAUUGAUCUCUGGCAAGAGGCAGCUGAGAAUGCGAAAAUUGCACCCAAUUUAAUGGAACUUCAAGAAAUUCUCGGCAAAAUUGAUCGUUGGGAUGUCCGGGAUAGCAGCAAUAAGUUUAUCUAUGAAGAUGCAGAGGUUUUUUUGACACAGUGCCAAAGAAUAAGAAGCCGGGAAAGCGAUGCCAGUGGAAAUAAGAUUCUAGACGAAUUUCGUGGUACCGAUGAAGAUAUCAUCACCGUAGAUGACACCUAUAAUCAUAAGCAAUUUUACGAUGCAUUCGUUUUGUUUGCCGAUGCUGAUGUUGAAUUUGCUACAAAAAUGAUUGAACGGUUAGAAGAAAAACAGUUGAAGAUUUGUGUAAAAGAUCGAGAUUUUCUUGCGGGAAUCAGCUUUGAACAUGAAGCAAUUAUACGCCUUAUAACCGAGCGCUGUCGUCGUUUGCUGGUGAUCAUUUCAAAAGAAUUUUUGAGAAGUCCCUUGAACGAAUUUUUUGUCACAUUUACACAAGCUUUGCAAAUAGAACAGAAGAAGCGUAAAAUUAUACCUUGCGUGUACGAGCGUUUGGAACUGCCAGCAAAUUUAAAAUUUCUACAUGUGUUGGACUACAAACGAUCAAAUAAACUGUACAACUUCUGGGAUAAAUUGGUGGAUGCCAUUAAGGUGAACGUAGAACCAACAGGGUCGCAUUCGCGGACAGAAACCAAAUCUGUGGAUUGUACCACAGAGCAUGAAUCUAACAUUAGUGAUGCUUUCGUAGCCGUAUCUAAAAAUGGUUUAUCAUCAAGUUCAGAUUUAAACAAAUUAAAUGUUUCACAAUCCAAUAAAAAGUCUCACUCGUCUUGCGACAUAUCUAGCACAUCCAAACAAAAUCCAGGUUAUGUAAGCAGUAUAGAACUCACAUCAAUGCCUGAAAUUGGCACGUAUGAACAAAAGAAACGGAAGUGGUAUUCAAAGUUAGGUCUAUCUUCAGAGAGUCGUAAAAUGGUGGAAGUAACAACAUCUGAUAAACACAAGAAAAACAAAAGUAAAUGGUACAAACCGAGUAAAAAGGUUGCAACGGCACUGUGAUAUUGAUAUUUAUUAAGUACGUUCCAUUUGUUGUUUAUUAGUAAGCAUUUAUUCGCGAUAUUUAAGUUUUAUAUUAGUAUAAAUAAAAAUAAACAUGUUUUCACAAAAUGUUUCAAAUGACUCGCUUCGAGAAAAACCAGCUUAUCAAUCAGUUCAAUCACAAAGAUCGGACGAAGUUAAAACUAAGUUGUAAUGAAUAAGCAGAUCAGUAAAGAAGGAAAAAUCGAUACGGUUCGCGGAGAUCAAGUCGAAAACCGAGGCGCGAACUAUUUACUAUCGAUACACCCUUUGUGUUAUGUGAACGUUAUUUUACUGAUUGGUUGCUCCCCGUUUGUCAACACAGAACAGCUGCUUGCAGAGAUGCCUGAUUUUAUUAGGCUUUGUAUAAUAUUUGAAAAUCGCAAUUAAUUAUGGGAUUACGUUGUUAAUAUAUUUAAACUUCUUUGGCAAUGUUUGAGGGCAAAAAUUAAUUUUAAUAAAGUUGUGCAGUAAAAUGAUUUU